GCGUGCAGCGUUGUGUCUGCCACAUUCAGUAAAUAAGUAACACAAAAAAUACAGACGAAAGCAAAAUGGUGCAUAAAAUAAAAUAAUUGAAGUAAAUGCAAUAAAACCGAAUUAACGAAUAAAAUAAAAUUGAAAUAAAUAAAUAAAUGAAUGCAAAACAAAUACGAAAAAACGCAGACUAGACAACUAAACAGCGAAUAAACGAACGAACUUUGUAACUUCAGUCGCGGUGUGCAAGCGAGCUUGAGUAGAUCGUUGUGACGUCCAUUCACUUUGUACGCGCGGCGCAGAAACAAAGUAUCUUUUUUUUGUUAUAGUGUUUUUGUAUGUAAAUAUUUUACAUUUGAUUAUGAAAUCACAGUGAAAUGCAGUGAAGUGAGAAACAGACAAAACAAAAACAAGUUUUACAAGUUACUUGGCACAUUUAUGCAGUGACCUUUGAAGGCCCACACGUCCAUUAAAAGCACACACAAACAUCUAUAUAUAGCAUACUCGUACGUAUAAAGGUGGAAAUAUAGGAAAAAACGGAAAUAUGGAUCAGAAACGGGCUAUGCUUUAUCCCGAUAUCGAUCCUGCCCACACUGCUGCUACACACGAUCAUCGCAUCUCUGCCUCUGCUGCCAUGGGUUUGCCGGCUGAGGCGCCUCCCUCAUAUGACAUGGCUAUUGCAUCUCCAACGCCAAUAGCAGCGGGAUCAAAAACUCAAAGUAAUAGCGAAGGCGUUGGAGGAGCUCCGUUGGGUUGGGCGCCUAGUGCGCCGGCGGUGGUGACCACACCUGAACCACAAGCGCCAUCACCUCCGCCACGGCAGUCACAUACAGCGCAGGCGCCACAGCACGAUAGUCAGACAAGGCCAGUAAUUGUGGUACAGCCACUGCCUCAGCAACAGCAACAAACGCCCGCAAUGCGUGUAGAAUCUGUUUCAACACACCUAAAACUUGGCCCCAAUCCAUGCGCGGUCAGCUGUCCCGUCUGUGGAGCCAAUAAGACGACACGAAUGGUUUUCACACCCAACACACGAACGCAUAUUUGUGCGGUAAUACUUUGCUUGGCCGGUUUCUGUUGUUGCGCGUGUAUGGUGCCUUAUUGCAUGAACAGCUGUCGGACUGGCAACCAUUAUUGCUCUCAAUGCAACACAUUUCUGGGAGUUUAUAAUCCGCGAAGAGUGUGAAAGUGAAAUGCGUUAGACCUAAACAUGCAUCAGAUAUACAUAAAUACAUAUACAUACAUAUGUGUAUGUAAAUAUGUAUAUGAAAGAAAAUGGUACUUAAAAAAUUGUAUAACUCUUAUUGUAGAAAAUUUUUUGUUUUUUUUUUAAUAAUUAAAUAUUCGGAAAAAAUCCAUUCCGGCGCUUGCGCUGCUAAUGAAUUUAGGUAUGAAUACGAGUGUAUGUACAUAUGUAUUAAUAUUAUCUACAGCUUUUGUAAGCAUUUUGCAUGAAGCUUCGCUAUUUCCUAUUUAGUUUAGUUUAAUUUAUGAUAA
Molecule: messenger RNA, 1482 nt
Organism: Anastrepha obliqua
Lineage: Eukaryota; Metazoa; Arthropoda; Insecta; Diptera; Tephritidae
Product: lipopolysaccharide-induced tumor necrosis factor-alpha factor homolog
Exons: 3
Coding region: 533-1171 (212 amino acids)
Molecular function (GO): zinc ion binding
Source: RefSeq, a predicted model, not a curated record